Molecule: messenger RNA, 225 nt
Organism: Aspergillus mulundensis
Lineage: Eukaryota; Fungi; Ascomycota; Eurotiomycetes; Eurotiales; Aspergillaceae
Exons: 4
Coding region: 1-225 (74 amino acids)
Cellular component (GO): mitochondrion
Source: RefSeq, a predicted model, not a curated record
AUGGCCGGUCCUAGCAAGUCCCUGGUCCUUGACCCGGCCCUGCAGAAAUACUACGAGGUCACCACAAACCGCUACAAGCACUUCCGCUGGACGCCCCGCACUGCAUGGCACUCGCUGCUCUACAUGGUCCUGAUCCCGGCUUCCUUGGGCUAUGUUGCUUACAAGACUGAUGGCAAAUACGAUCUCCGUGGAAAGAGAAAGGGCGACACCAUUGCUGAGUGGUAA